CCUGAUAUAAACAUGUAUCACAUGAUUUCAUGUUAGUUUGCAACAUGGCGGCCUACGUACUGCUGCUGGUCGCUUUUCUGUCUGUCUUCAGCGGGGUUUUAAGUUUUCCUGUCGGUCAGGAGAACAGAGACACCAGCACCGCCUGCGGAUACCAGUCAUGUCACGCCACCAAGCCUGGCAUGCUGAAUGUCCACCUGGUUCCCCACACACACGACGACGUGGGCUGGCUGAAGACUGUGGACCAGUACUUCUAUGGAGAUCGUAACGAUAUCCAACAUGCUGGCGUCCAGUACAUUCUGGACUCUGUGGUGGAUCAGCUGUUAAAGAACCCAGACAGACGGUUCAUCUAUGUAGAGACGGGCUUCUUCUACCGCUGGUGGAAGCAGCAGAGCUCCAGCAUGCAGCAGACGGUCAAACAGCUGGUUAACGAAGGACGGCUGGAGUUUGUCAACGGUGGCUGGUGUAUGAGCGAUGAAGCCACCACACACUACAGCGCCGUCAUCGACCAGAUGACCAUCGGACUGAGGUUUCUUAAUGAAACCUUCGGGGUGUGUGGUCGUCCUCGCGUCGCCUGGCACAUUGACCCCUUUGGCCACGCUCGCGAACACGCCUCCAUGUUUGCACAGAUGGGAUACGACGGCUUCUUCUUUGGUCGUCUGGACUACCAGGACCGGAAUCGCAGAAUGAAAGCAAAGGAACAGGAACUUCUAUGGAGAGCCUCUGACAGCCUCACACCACCUAUGGCCGACCUCUUCACUGGAAUUCUGCCCAAUGGAUACAACCCUCCUGAGGGAUUCUGCUGGGACCAGCUCUGCACUGAUGAACCCAUCAGAGAUGACCCUGACCUUGAAGAUUAUAAUGUGGACGAUGUUGUUCAGCGCUUCCUUCAAGCAGCCAAGAGUCAGGCUUCAGUUUAUAAGACCAAUCACAUCAUUAUGACCAUGGGCUCAGACUUUCAAUAUGAGAACGCCAAUCUGUGGUAUAAAAACCUGGACAAGCUGAUCCGUUACGUCAACGGGCGGCAGGCCAACGGGAGCAAUGUCAACGUUCUCUAUUCGACUCCAUCCUGCUACCUGCAGGAGCUGCACCGAGCAAACCUCACUUGGUCUUUGAAGACGGAUGAUUUCUUUCCCUAUGCGGACAAUGCUCAUAACUUUUGGACAGGAUAUUUCACAAGCAGACCAGCACUGAAACGUUACGAACGGAUCAGCAACAGCAACCUGCAGUCUUGUAAUCAACUGGAGGUUCUGGGUGGUCCUGUUUCCAGAAAGGGGCAGUUUGGACGGGGCGACAGCGAGACUUUGAGGAGAGCCAUGGCUGUGGCUCAGCAUCAUGAUGCAGUGUCAGGAACAGAGAAGCAGCACGUUGCUAAUGACUACGCCAAGAGGCUAGCCAAAGGCUGGCAACACUGCCAGGUUUUGGUCAGUAACAGUUUGGCUUCCCUCACUGGAUCCUUGGCUGAAAGAAUCUACUGUGAUAACCUCAACAUCAGUGUGUGUCCUCUAACUGAAUCCAGUAAAAAGUUCUCAGUCAGUGUGUACAACCUUCUGGGGCGGACUGUUAAUUGGCCCGUCAGGCUGCCGGUCAAUGGAACAGCAUACAGCAUUACUGAUGCUCAAGGAAAAGCUGUGGACUGUCAGGUGCUUCCAGUGUCUGAAGCCACUCAGGAAGUAAGGAGGAAUCAGGGCUUUGCCCGCAAUGAGCUGGUGUUCCAGGUUCAAGCUCCUCCUCUUGGUUUCAGCACCUAUACCAUUUCCCUGCUAAAGGAUAGACCAUCUUCAUCUUUACCUCGGCCUGCUGCCCCCAGUGUCAUCCAAAAUAAGUUCCUGCAGGUGACCUUUGACCCUCAAACCGGCCUCUUGACUGGUCUUAGCAACCUUGAAACCAAACAGACAAUAAAGCUCACACAGAAUUUCUACUGGUAUAAUGCCAGUGACGGCAACAACUAUGAGAGCCGGCAGACCUCUGGAGCGUACAUCUUCAGACCGAACUCCUCCACCCCUGUCAUGGUGGCCAGCAAGGCUAAAGUGGAGAGCUUUCAGAACUCAGUGGUGCAGGAGGUCCGGCAGUGGUUCGCUCCAUGGGUGUCCCAGGUGGUUCGUCUUUAUGCUGAUAGCAGAGCUGUGGAACUGGAGUGGACAGUAGGACCCGUGCCAGUAAAUGACAGACAGGGGAAGGAGGUCAUCACCCGCCUGGACACCAGUAUUAAAACCUCAGAGUUUUUCUACACUGAUUCCAACGGCAGAGAAGUCCUACAGAGAAAGAAAGACUUCCGUCCUACAUGGCAGCUGAAGCAGACUGAGCCCAUAGCUGGAAAUUACUACCCCAUCAACUCUCGUGCCUUUAUUAAGGAUGACGUGAACCAACUCACAGUGGUGACGGAUCGGUCACAGGGAGGAGGGAGCAUAAACAAUGGAUCUCUGGAGAUUAUGCUCCACCGCCGGCUGCUGUACGACGAUUACCGUGGGGUUGGUGAAGCUCUCGAUGAGAGCUCUGAAAUAUAUCCACACGGACUGAUGGUUCGUGGUCGCCUUCUCCUCUCCCUGGAGCCUCCUGCCAGCGCUGCAGACAUUCACCGUCCCCUGGCCCAGGAGGAUGUAUCACAGCCGCUGCUGUCAUUUACUGACGGAAGCCUGAGCCCUAGCUCUCGACUGGAGUUUUCAGGUCUUCAGGCUUCACUCCCCCCGGCUGUCCAUCUGCUGACUCUGAGCCAAUGGGAUGAGGACUCGGUCCUGCUGAGGCUGGAGCAUCAGUUCCAGAGCUGGGAGAGCAAAGUGAACUCUCAACCCGUCACAGUCAACCUUCAGAAGCUGUUCUCUAGUCUGGAUGUUCUGGGUUUUUCUGAGCUGAACCUUUCAGCCAAUCAGUGGAAAGAUCAGAUGAGCCGCUUCGAUUGGACUCCUGAGAAAGAAGAGAAGCCACUGCUGAAGACAUUUGCGAAUCCUUCUGUAUGGGAGGUCACCCUGAGGCCCAUGGAGAUCCGAACCUUCUUGCUCAGGGUCAAGUCUAAGUAACUGAUCAUGUGCAUCAACCUGAGUUAAAAUUCCAUCUGCCUUUGUCUCAAACAGGGGGCUCCUUAAAUACCACUAAAUUUACAGAAAAGGGAGUUUUCUUAGUAAAUAAGUUGCCUUCAUACAUCUUGUUUUACUUUUUCACCAGUUACAGUAACUUGCAAAAAAAUCAUUGCCACUCUUAUUGAUCACAUUGAUUGUUUUUCAUAGAUCAGCUGCCUCACAUAGACAUAUAUCAAAGUCUGAAUAAAAAAAUAAAUAAAAAAAUCUGUACCAUACUAUUGGUUCACUCACAUCUGUAAAUCUGUAAACAGCAGAGCUUUUUAUUAGAGCUCAAUGUAGCCCUAUGAGCCACAGAAAAACAAUUCCCAGAGAUACAAGCCAUGGUGCCUUUCAUUAAAGCUGCUCCUCGCCAUCAUUAGUCAAGUUUUCGUAUUUUGGCAGCAAAUUCUUAUCAGAAUAACAUUUCGUGAAACUGCUGUUAUCCUCCUUUCAGAAGACCUAUUGCACAAAUUUAGCUUGGUCGAUUUGCAGGAUGCAGAAAUAAAGGAUAUUGGAUGUUUUAAGGGAACUCGAAUAUAGAGAUUAGACUGUUUAUUCAAAUGGUCUUAAGUAUUUUAAUAGAGAAAGGCAACAAGUCAAAUCAAGAUAAAUUGGUAACCUAAAGCAAUCUUUCUGUAAUAGAGGGUUUGUCCUUCUACUGCCACCUUGUGGUAGCAACAAUACUUUGCCAUUCCAGUAUCUCCACUAUGAAUGACACUGAUCAUCACUAGUACUGACAGAUAUAGCCUGAUAAAUGUAUGUCUAAAAGAACCUAUAAACAUUUUGAAACUUUCCAACUGAAUGUCUUUCCAUGAGAUGUGGAUCAGGUGCACCACUUCAACCUUUUGUAUUUAGAACAGCAAAUAACGCAUAAACGCUGAAAGUCGGGA
Cyprinodon tularosa is the source of this 3943-nucleotide messenger RNA. It is a transcript of the gene man2b1, whose product is annotated as mannosidase, alpha, class 2B, member 1. Gene Ontology annotation, biological process: mannose metabolic process. The record is from RefSeq and is a predicted model, not a curated record. Lineage: Eukaryota; Metazoa; Chordata; Actinopteri; Cyprinodontiformes; Cyprinodontidae. The coding region runs from base 30 to 3014 and encodes 994 amino acids. Gene Ontology annotation, molecular function: alpha-mannosidase activity; carbohydrate binding. The transcript has 23 exons. Gene Ontology annotation, cellular component: lysosome.